UAAAAAAAUCCUCAACCUAAUAAACAAUAAGUAUGGAUCCUGGGAGAUGCACUUUCGGUAUCCGAAUGCCAAUCAACAUAGACAUGUUGAACCAGAUCAUCUAUAGAGAGAUAAAACAUUUUCGAAAUUACAAGAUUUAUAGACCUAACUUUAAAGCAACUCCUUUAACAUCCAAGUUCUACGCCGCACACGAUCAGAUAGGCGAAGUGUCACAGGAGCUGGCUGAGAAGGAGAACAAUUACUGCAUCAACGUGGGCAAGUACAGGGCUAAAGGACCGCGCAGUAACUACCCUUCCCCAGUUACUGACAAUCAAACGUACGGAUGGUUCAGCGAACCUCUUCUAAAGAUAGAUCGCAAUGAUCGUCGCCUUUAUUUCCCACUCAGAGAGAGUUUCCACACCAAGACUGAAAUACAGAUACAGAUGGCAAAUCCUAGGAAACAGAUAAAAUGAUCAAGCACUUUGUAUCAAGUAUCGAGCGCUU
This is a messenger RNA of Papilio machaon (common yellow swallowtail), 483 nucleotides long. Its product is annotated as protein FAM183A-like. Lineage: Eukaryota; Metazoa; Arthropoda; Insecta; Lepidoptera; Papilionidae. The record is from RefSeq and is a predicted model, not a curated record. Gene Ontology annotation, cellular component: ciliary base. The coding region runs from base 33 to 452 and encodes 139 amino acids. The transcript is spliced from 3 exons.